GCAUGCGGUAAUGCCUAGGUAUAGUACGGGUAGAGAACAAUCUAACAAACUCAUUAUUUCCAAACUAACUCCUUGUGUCUUUUGAUUUCUUGAUGUGAAAAGUUUAUUUGUCUUCAUUGAUUGAUCGAAAAGCAAAGAGAGAAAACGAUGUCGACAAUUAAUCGUAGUGUUCGUACUGCAUCAAGAACUCUUCGAUUACCAACCCAAUCACGAAACUUCAGAAUCCUACCUUCUCUGCGAAGUCGUGCAAACUUCGGAGCUUCAACAAGGACAACACCAUCGCUCAAACAAUUCUCCACCAUGUCUCCUUUGCAAUCUGGGGCCCCGCCACCACCCCAAGCUCGAGAGUACGAUCCUGAGAUUAAGGAUAUCGCCAGCUAUGUUCAUAACACCCCAAUUGAAUCGGAUCUUGCUUUCGACACAGCUCGAUUUGUUUUCCUCGACACUCUAGGAUGCGGUCUCGAAGGUUUACGAUUCAAAGAAUGUACAAAGUUGCUGGGUCCAAUUGUUGAAGGGACUAUUGUUCCUAAUGGUACAAAGGUCCCAGGUACACCAUUUCAGCUCGAUCCUGUAAAUGGUGCAUUCAAUAUUGGUGCUAUGAUUAGAUGGCUCGAUUACAAUGAUUGCUGGUUGGCUGCAGAAUGGGGACAUCCUUCUGACAACUUGGGAGCAAUUCUCGCAGUGGCAGAUUGGAUUUCUCGAACAAACAGAGCUGGUGGAAGUCUCGGCAAUGGCAAAGUCAUAACUAUUAAAGAGGUUUUGGAAGCUAUGAUUAAGGCACAUGAGAUUCAAGGUUGUCUGGCACUCUUGAACUCUUACAAUAAGGUCGGUUUGGACCAUGUUGUACUUGUCAAGGUUGCUAGUGCUGCUGUAGUUUCCAAAUUGUUGGGAUUGAGCGAGAAGCAAACCGCAGAUGCAGUUUCACAAGCUUGGGUUGAUGGACAGAGUUUAAGAACAUACAGGCACUCUCCAAACACCAUGUCAAGAAAGUCAUGGGCUGCUGGUGAUGCUUGCCAACGUGCCGUAAACUUAGUCUUGAAGGUUAUGAAGGGCGAGUCUGGUGUUCCUACAGUUUUGUCUGCUCCGGUCUGGGGUUUCUACGAUGUUCUCUUCAAGGGUAACAAGUUUGAAUUUCAACGUCCAUAUGGCAGCUAUGUCAUGGAGAACGUUUUAUUCAAAGUAUCCUAUCCAGCUGAGUUCCACUCUCAAACCGCCAUUGAAGCCGCAAAACGUAUUCGUCAACAAUUGGUAGACCAAGGAAAGUCUGCUGCUGACAUCAAGGAGAUUACCUGCCGAACACACGAAGCUUGCGUUCGCAUCAUCGACAAACAAUUCAAGCCUAUGGACAACUUUGCCGAUCGUGAUCACUGCAUCCAAUACAUGACCGCAGUCAUGCUCGUUUUUGGACGUCUUGAAGCUACAGAUUAUACCGACGGAGGGGAGGCUGCUACUUCUCCUUUGGUUGAAUCGCUCAGACAAAAGAUUGCCUGUGUCGAAGAUCCACAAUUCACCAAGGAUUACCACAACGAGAACAUGCGAACCAUUCCAAAUGCUUUGACCGUCACAUUGAACGAUGGACAAGUUUUGGAAGAGGUUGUCGUUGAUGCUCCAUUAGGUCACAGAUUGAGAAGAGAAGAAGCCAAACCAGAAAUUUUGGCCAAAUACAAGAGACAUUUGGGACCACAUUACAGCGAAGCUAAGGUUAAGGAGUUGGUUGACUUGGGCAAUGACUCGAAGAGACUUGAGUCAAUGGCAGUAGAUGAGUAUGUUGACUUGUAUGUAAGUAAGGACAGCAAGUUUGUUUAGAUUGAUGAAUUAGAUGAAUACCGUGUUUUUUGUUGAUUGAGUUCGUCAACUACGGUUACAAAUUCCGGUCUAUGAGAUGUAUUGAUUUGUCCUGAAAGUUUAGUGGUGUGCUUUGUUCUAUUUACGUUGCUUAUCAAUUUUGAGGACCGGGUUGAAUAUAUUGUGAAGAGAAAAGGGAGCUCGUUAAUGAUUACAUGCUUGGUUCUCUAGUCUAGAUUGUAGACCUAGAGCUCACUAGUGUUCGUGGAGUUUGCUGAGUUGAAGGGCAUGCGGAAGGCUUUGACUUGGUGGGCGGGUUGUUUUCCUCGUCGCUAUUGCUCUGGCGGUAUUAGCAGAUGAAUGGAGAUACUGUAGGGGUAAGGAUUGCUGUCACGUGACAUAUGAUACUUACACCUCUGCGAUAUCUCAUGAUGUAAACCUCGCAGACCAUUUAAUCAUUCAACAGACGAGAGCAAAGUUAACUCUUCGGUUGAUAACCCUCAGUAUGCUCGGCGAGAUUCCCAUCCAAUCAUAUGCUUACAUCAUGUACCGGUAUUGCAUUUGCUUCAUGAUCUCAUUUCACACUCGUAGCAUAGAUUUAUGUAGGCGUUAAAUGAAUCGAUUGCGGAAGA
Messenger RNA from Botrytis porri, 2417 nucleotides. RefSeq lists its product as uncharacterized. Lineage: Eukaryota; Fungi; Ascomycota; Leotiomycetes; Helotiales; Sclerotiniaceae. Gene Ontology annotation, molecular function: 2-methylcitrate dehydratase activity; 2 iron, 2 sulfur cluster binding. Bases 148 to 1806 code for a protein of 552 amino acids. The record is from RefSeq and is a predicted model, not a curated record. The transcript has 3 exons. Gene Ontology annotation, cellular component: mitochondrion.